AUGACUUCUACAACGAGAGAUGUGUUGCAUAAACUCAACUUUAGCAUUGCAGAUGCUUCGCCAGAAUAUAUAGACCGUCGAAAGUUGCAGAUGGCCAAAUUUUUCACUUUUGCUGCAUUAUCAAUUUUUUCAACUAGAUUCAUCUACAAACAAACCAUUGCAAGACAGUAUGUACCCUUAUUGUUUCAGCAGAAUCAUCAACCACCCACUUCAUACAACUUCACAGCUGACGCUAUGGUUGCUGUUGGUGCAGGUACACUCGCGUGUGGCUCGAUAUCGGGAAUGUUGAUGUUUGGCACUGCAUGGAUCCUCGACGUGAGCAACUUGAAAGAAUUUGGCUAUAGGAUGAAAGCGUUGAUGGGAGGUGAUGUUAAAGAAAAAGAGUUGAGCGAAAUGAAAAUGGAUGAUGAAACACGAGCGUUACAAGAUGGUUUAAACGACUUGCUAGAGGGUAAGAUAUAA
Messenger RNA from Lodderomyces elongisporus, 462 nucleotides. RefSeq lists its product as uncharacterized. Lineage: Eukaryota; Fungi; Ascomycota; Pichiomycetes; Serinales; Debaryomycetaceae. Gene Ontology annotation, cellular component: mitochondrion. The transcript has a single exon. The record is from RefSeq and is a predicted model, not a curated record. Bases 1 to 462 code for a protein of 153 amino acids.